AUGUCGUUUCCAGAAGUUGAAAAAUCUAAAUACUUCGGAUCCACUAUAACCUCAAUGAAUGAGCGACAUGUGGAAAUAGACCAGCGUAUAGCAAGCUUGAGACUAGAAUCAAUAAAACCAUUAUCUUACCUACAUCUUUAUGGAUGCGAAACUUAA
Molecule: messenger RNA, 156 nt
Organism: Nezara viridula (southern green stink bug)
Lineage: Eukaryota; Metazoa; Arthropoda; Insecta; Hemiptera; Pentatomidae
Source: the annotation of a GenBank genome assembly